Molecule: messenger RNA, 1494 nt
Organism: Mus pahari (shrew mouse)
Lineage: Eukaryota; Metazoa; Chordata; Mammalia; Rodentia; Muridae
Gene: Foxb2
Product: forkhead box B2
Exons: 1
Coding region: 185-1462 (425 amino acids)
Biological process (GO): anatomical structure morphogenesis; regulation of transcription by RNA polymerase II; cell differentiation
Molecular function (GO): DNA-binding transcription factor activity, RNA polymerase II-specific; RNA polymerase II cis-regulatory region sequence-specific DNA binding
Source: RefSeq, a predicted model, not a curated record
GGACCCGAGGCAGCUCCCUGAAGGAGGAGGACCAAGGCGAAAGGGGUCUGGGGACCAAGAAGGCUGGGGAUCGGGCUGCGCAGGUGGAGAGAGAGUUAGUGGGGACACUUAAGCCUGGGAUUCGGCUUUCCGAGAGGCGUUGAGGCCCACUGUGGGCCGGACGGAGGUGGAAGAGCCUGGGAAGAUGCCACGGCCGGGGAAGAGUUCCUACAGCGACCAAAAGCCGCCCUACUCUUACAUCUCACUGACCGCCAUGGCCAUCCAGCACUCGGCUGAGAAGAUGCUGCCUCUGAGCGACAUCUACAAGUUCAUCAUGGAGCGCUUCCCCUACUACCGCGAGCACACGCAGCGCUGGCAGAACAGCCUGCGCCACAACCUCUCCUUCAACGACUGUUUCAUCAAGAUCCCUCGGAGGCCUGAUCAACCCGGUAAGGGCAGCUUCUGGGCUCUACACCCUGACUGCGGUGACAUGUUCGAGAACGGCAGCUUCUUGCGGCGCCGCAAGCGCUUCAAGGUGCUGCGCGCAGACCACGCUCACCUACACUCAGGAAGCAGCAAGGGCGCGUCGGGCACGGGGCCCGGAGGUCACCUGCAUCCCCACCACGCACACCACCAUCACCACCAUCACCACCACGCCGCACACCAUCACCACCAUCACCACCCGCCGCAGCCGCCGCCGCCGCCGCCACCGCACAUGGUGCCCUAUUUCCACCAGCAGCCGGCUCCCGCUCCGCAGCCGCCACACCUCCCGUCGCAGCCCGCGCAGCAGCCACAGCCGCAGUCGCAGCCUCCGCAGACGUCCCAUCCCGGCAAGAUGCAGGAGGCGGCGGCCGUGGCGGCGGCGGCGGCAGCGGCGGCGGCCGCAGCAGUGGGCAGCGUGGGGCGUCUGUCUCAGUUCCCACCCUACGGGCUGGGCUCGGCCGCCGCCGCAGCCGCUGCCGCCGCCGCGUCCACCACGGGCUUCAAACACCCAUUCGCCAUAGAAAAUAUCAUUGGGCGGGACUACAAGGGCGUGCUGCAGGCUGGAGGGUUGCCUUUGGCGUCGGUCAUGCACCACUUGGGCUACCCCGUGCCGGGCCAGCUCGGCAAUGUUGUCGGCUCCGUGUGGCCUCAUGUUGGCGUGAUGGAUUCGGUGGCCGCGGCCGCCGCUGCUGCCGCCGCAGCUGGGGUCCCGGUAGGCCCGGAGUAUGGGGCAUUCGGGGUGCCAGUCAAGGCUCUGUGCCACUCGGCAAACCAGAGCCUGCCAGCUGUACCGGUGCCCAUCAAGCCCACGCCUGCGCUACCACCCGUGACCACGUUGCCGCCGGCGUUGUCUGUCCCCACGGCGUCGCAGCAGCUGCCUGCUCCUUCCACCGUGUGCGCGUCCGCCGCCUCACCCACAGCCCCUCUUCUGGAGCCCACCGCAGCCGGCAGGGCUGACAGUAAGGGGGGCUCCCUGCACUCUGUGUUGGUGCAUUCCUAGGGGAUCCCAAGACCGGUGAGAAGGCGCCUGUA